CUCCCAGUUAAAGGCGGACAGGACCCCAACCCAGCUGAGGAACGGAGGAUGGGCGCCCCAUUUGGGAGUCGGCUAUGUAUGUCUGAGAGCAACUCGGGUUCUGGCGGCAUCCCUCUAAAUGUAUUCGGUAGGACCGAGAAAGCAACGUGUGAAAUAGUUCACAUCCUCUGAAAUCGGACGGCUCUCCAGCUAUUUCUUUCGUCCACCCCAUUCAUUAUAGCCAAUUCAUGUACAACUUUCGAUGCAGCCACGGAAAGCAGCUAACGGGGCUGUUCCCUGUUCGAGGCGGAACCUUGGUGCUGGGCUGUGUGGAGAAGGAGGGAAGUGUUACGCGUUACUCUCGGCGGAAGCGGGCGGACGAGGGCGGAAUGGCAGCGGGGCAUUUGCAGCAAUUAUGGGGGGCAGCGGGACUCGGGCUGUGCCGAGGGGCGCUGGUGGGUCGUUUCGCCGCUCUUCGCCCUCUUGGCCUGCUGCUUCCCCCGCAGCCUCGACUCUUGGUGGUGGCAGUUCGGGGGGCUGCAGGCGAUGGCGGCCUGGAGGCGAACUCCUUCUUUGAGAAAUACCAAAGCAAGAUCGACGCGCUUCGCAGAUCAAAUCCAGAUAUUUUUGAAUCCCGAAUGGAGAAGAAGGAUGAUGUGAAAAAGCAACCACUGGGAUACUCACAACAAGCAGAGUUUGUCAAACACAUGGAGGAAAAGGCCAAAGAUGAAACCCAAAAAACCCAAUUCACAAAAAAUAAGACACUUGAUUCCAUAGUCAACGUUGAGAUGAUAAAACGGAAGAAGCCAGAAGAAAUAAAGCAGAUAUGGAAGCAAUAUUUUUCUGGAGAAGACACAGUUUAUGCAGUUAUUCCUGGGAAAACUUUUGAUGUGAUGUGGAAACGAAUUCAGAACUGCCCAUCUUUCCUGUAUGCAUUGCCAAGGAAGGAAGGCUAUGAGUUUUUCAUGGGACAGUGGUCAGGACCAGAACUCCACUUCACUUCUCUGAUAAAUAUCCAGACUCUGGGUGAAGCUGCUCCUAGCCAGUUGGUCUUGUAUCAUUAUCCUGAACUUCAAGAGGAAAAGGGAAUUGUACUCAUGACAGCAGAAAUGGACUCUAAAUUUUUGAGUGUGCAAGAAGCUCAGUGCCUAGCCAGCCAGGUGCAGCUGUUUUAUGCCACAGAGCGCGAGGAGACCUACCGCUUAGUGGAAACGUUUAACCACUGUCCCGACCAGUUUAAGUACAUGUCUGUAAUAAGUGAGCUUGAGCAAAGCAGAGUUGGGCAAGAACUGAGGCCUCAGCUGGACCCUGCACAGCCCAGUGCUUGAAAGGUGCAGCAGCAUCAAGCAAAGAGAGUAGAUAUGGCAUUGAUCUUGCCUUGGAGUUGCUGUCGUAGACAACGACAAUCCCUACGGGGGGAAAAAGCUGCUUUUGUCUUUGAUUAUGUGAAGAAAUGAUCACAUCAAGUGGGCUAUGCAGUACGAUAGGAAUGUGGAGGCUCUUGCAUAGCAUCAUUUAUUUCUGAAUGGUAAAUGAAAUGAUAAAAUGAAUAAGCAUUUAUAAUUACUGUGGGUUUCUUUUCAAAUUGCUCUCCUCCAUUACACACUGCUUAGUGCCUUUUUGUACUUAUGAAGAUCCUGAAUGUCAAGCAAAGUAUCAGGGGUUAGCUAGGAACUACUGGAGGUAGAGUUCCUACACAGUCUUUGUGUGUGUGUUUGUGUGCGUGUGUGUGUUUGUGUGCGUGCGUGCAUAAUCUCAUCAGUGGGCAUCAUUGACUAGACCAGGGGUCAGAUUUUCAACCCAGCACCUAUUUUGGGUUGCACCCGAGAGAUAGCCCCCAAAUAAUUAAAAUAAAAUUAAAAAUACCACAAAAAUUAAGAAUGACAGGACAUGCUCUAGUAGUUUUGAUUAUGUGGGACUCAGGGUUUUUUUUUCAGCAUUGGGCAGGUUGCAUGUUGCUUUAGGCUGCAUUUUGCCUGCUCCUGAGUAAGAGCCUAAGAGCUAAAACUAAAACUAAAAAAUACAGACAUAGAAAAACAGCAAAUGUGAAAGACAUAUCUUGAAAAGAAUAUAAGUAGAGAUGGGCAUGAAACUGGGUUUGGAGAUUCCCCUGCCUCCCCGGCUGAAUCCCUGACUCACCAGCCAGCGCACACUGCUCUCUUCCUCUUCUUUGGCUGUUCAACCAGUCUCCGGCAGGGGCAUGGGCUUCCCUUCCCUGCUUCCUUGGCUGAUCGCCCACUCAGACAAGAACAGGGAAACUCGAGCUCCUGCCGGGGAACUGGUCGAACAGCUGAAGAGGAGGAAGAGAGGAACGUGCUCUGACUGGUGGAGUGGGUCAUUGGCAUACAAACCAGCAUGAACCUCUGGUCUGAGGUCCAUGCCCAUCUCUAAACAUAAACAUAAAAACUAUUUCAUGAGUAAAACCAAAAAACAUGAGCUGAUUUGAUUUGAGGCUAGCUUGACUAUGAAGGGAUGAGUGUUUACCACAAUGUUUUGUCCUGUGAGGGCAGGGGGCGAGAUGGGAAGCUGUUGUCAUUUUUCUCCAAAAGGAGAGAGAGAGAGAGAGACUAUUUUUUUCUAAUUCUGGCAAUACAUCCAGGCCUAAAGAAAAGGUACAGACCUCCUACAUAAAAGCAGAAAGGAAGGGAGAAAAUAAGAUAUUUGGCAUAUAAUUUAACAAAUGAAUUAGGAGGAAAAUGUUUGUA
Molecule: messenger RNA, 2684 nt
Organism: Pogona vitticeps (central bearded dragon)
Lineage: Eukaryota; Metazoa; Chordata; Lepidosauria; Squamata; Agamidae
Gene: ATPAF1
Product: ATP synthase mitochondrial F1 complex assembly factor 1
Biological process (GO): mitochondrial proton-transporting ATP synthase complex assembly
Cellular component (GO): mitochondrion
Source: RefSeq, a predicted model, not a curated record